CCUGAGAAGUGAAACUGUAUAAGCAGUUUCACCUGGAGCACCAUGGAUGACUCCAGGAGCCGCCAGAUGGAGGCCAUCUACCACCUGCUGGAGAGUUACAGGCUUGAGAAGUACUAUAAAGUAUUUCUAGAUAAAGGUGUCGCAGAUGAAAGGGACUUUAUUGACAGUGUAACUGAUGAGGAUCUGCAGGAAAUGGGCCUGAGUCAAAUGGAGAAGAAUCGCUUUGACAAAAUGAAAGAUCAUGUGAGAAGGCUCAGAUCCCGGCCCGACCACUCGGCUGUCCAGAAGACAUUGGAGGAAUUCUGCCUUCAAUACACGUUCCCUCAGUGUCCUGAGCCAAGAAGUAUCCGAGACAUGGAUCCUGCACAGAACACAGUUGAUGAUUUAAUGCUGAGGAUUUGUCAUCUUGAAAACGUUGGCAACAGUAAAGGUGUCUGUCUGUACACGGUGGACGGAAUGCCCCUGACGGAUGACCCCUUCUUCAACACGUGGUCUUUAAAAGACAGACAUAUCAAUGACAAAGACAAACUGUAUGCUAUAUUCACACCAAGGCAGAACCUAGUCAACAGUAUUGUGAUGAGAAACCCGACAGUGGAAGAAACCCCAGGAGAGGAUACGGUUUGGUGUCACAUAAUGCUUAAGGGAUACUUUGAAAUAUCAGUAAACUUGAGGUCUGACACCAUUACCAAUUUGAAAGACAAAUUGUCAAAUGAAAGUGGAAUACCAGCACAUGCUCUACAUUACCAAGGGUACCACAGUGGUAGUGACGUUUUGCUUGAUUUGGGUAUUUCCGAAGACAGAGGUUCAAAGCUGAACUUUUCCUUGUCUUCGUUUCAUGAAGAGAUGCCAGACAAUGAUGCGAUGUUCAGUAAUGAUGUUGAACCCUCGGUCCAACAAAGCACUAAAGGACUGAGUGUGUUCCUCUCCUCACUUUAUUCUGUGAGUGAAGAAAAGUAUGGGGAAGAUUUCUUAACAGUGAAUUCUUACAUACGCAAACUUACCGGCUGUAGCCCUCUGGCACAGAGUUUGUACCAGCUGAUCUGCGAGAAUGAGAUUGUUACGAAAACUCAGAAGAUUGCAAUCGUUGAGGGAUUGUACGUGUUGUUCAGAGAACUCUUGCCAAGUCCUGGACAGCGCAUAGAGGAAAAACCAAUAGAGGACCUGGAUGUCUUUGAGCAUGCGGCACACUGCUGGGCAUAUCUCCUAUCGACAGCGGGGGAUCACUCACUAGAUCAUGAGAACUACGCACCAGUUAACCUGACAUCUGAGGAGGACGUUCGUUUCUGUGAACCAGUCUAUGUACCAGGAACCCCAGUUGUCUAUGAAAGGGCAUAUGUUCUUCAAAAGAUCAGAGAUGGAGAGAAAAUUCCAAACUGCAGUGAAGUAAACUUGCAGGAAAGCUCACUGAUGAGAGCCAUGGAUAUAGAGAAGAUACUGCUCAGCCUGCCUCCCUCCAUCAGAAGAUACAGCGUUUGGUUGGCUCACACAAACAAGCUUGGAGAGAACUUUCAGGUGACUAUGAAGGAGACUUUUGGCGACAUGACAGAGAAACUGACAGAGUUCCCCUUCCUACAAGUGACACCACCGCUGCUACUCAAGGAUGUAGGGUGUAGUGGGCCGCUGCUUGUUCAACUGAGUGAAGAUAAUCUUGGCGUUUUUCUAGAGAAGGACAAAUUUCAACCACAACAGAUUAAAGUGCGGGAUUUCCUCUCUGGAAAAGAACUCACAAUUGAUGUGGAUGAACUGGCAGCCAGUACUGGUAAUUAUUCAGAUGACCGAACAUUUAUUACUUGCAGGACUCCAAAGGAAGCAAUACUGGUGCUGAUGGAUACCAGUUCCUCCAUGGAGGAGGAAUGCUAUGGUGAACUGAAAAUGAAGAAGAUGGACGCUGUGAAGGAGCUGUUUGACAGUUUUGCAACAAGGACCAUGGCCUAUGAUUUCCAUCACGUGAUUGGCCUUGCGAGCUUCAGCUCAAAAGUGACCGUCAUACAUACGUUUACUGAAACUCUGGAAAAAUUCAAGGCACAUCUGCGUGAGCUACGACCAAGUGGAUCCACUCUUCUGUACGAUGCCCUAAAACGUGGAGUCAAAGAACUGAACAAAGUGAAGGAGAUGUUCCCUCAAUGUAGACUCCGCAUCAUAUGUCUCACGGAUGGAAAUGAUUUGGGGUCGAUGGCAAGAACUGAAACUGUUGCAAUAAAUCUGAUUGAAUCCAACAUCGUUGUGGAUUCCAUCCUGCUCGGAGAUGUAGACAACCACACACUUCACGGUAUCAGCAAUGCCACAGGAGGUUGUUGUUUCAAGCCCGAAACGAGCAGAGAUGGCCUUAGACUUUUUGAGAUUGAAACGGUUCUCUCUCUGGAAAUGCGAAAACCUAAGGAAAAACUAGAUCCAUCCGCCAUCACAAGCGAGAGUGUUUUAAGUAGCAUCUUUGCACAACACGGCUACGAUGACCUCCCUGAGACUACUCUGCCAAGCAAGUUCAAUGACAAAGUGACCGUGACAGAGGAUGCAUUAAAAAAGAAGAUUCAGGAAUCUACGAAAUCCCCCUUGAUGGAGAAGGACAAACGUAUACUAGAGGAGUUGAGACGCUUGCACUGUGAGCCUCAUCCCUACUUCACCAUCUUCCCCUCCGAGUCCGACUUCACGUUUUGGAAGAUUCUGAUGCAGGGUCCUCCUGACACACCUUAUGAAAAGGGGGUCUUUGAGCUGUACUGUCAGUUUGACAAGGAUUACCCAGUGAAACCUCCUACAAUCCGCUUCUUCACACAUGUGUACCACUGCAACAUCAACAAUUCUGGACGGAUAUGUCACCACAUAUUUGACCGCAGCUACAACGCACAUGUCACCAUGAGGGAGAUCCUGGACGCCAUCUAUGGACUGCUCAUCGCCCCUGAGGCUGAAGACCCACUAGACAGCAUUUUGGCUGAGGAAUUCCUAUCCAGCAAGGACAAGUAUGAACAAGAAGCCAAGGAACAAACCGCGAAAACUGCAGCCAAGUCCUUCAAUGACAAAGAGCGGGAAUUGGUCGGUCGGAGUUCUGUUCCGAAGAACACACCCCAACAUCUGAAAUGUCUACUCAGCAAGAGGAUAUUUGUUGAUCCUGUUAAAACAAAGUAUGGGACAGUAUACGAGCGUAAGGCCAUCGAGGAGCACCUUAAAACAAAACCAUUUGAUCCACAAAUGGGGAAAAAACGUCCACUCCAGACUAGUGACCUUCAACAAGAUCGAGAUAUGAAGAAAAUGGUGAGGGAGCACAAGGUUCGUCAGAUUCAACCAGCAGGGCCUUGAAACGUUAGGCUAAAUGUGCCUUGUUUAUCACUAGUUCAGAAGAAAUCGGUCAUGGAGAGUGUUUUUUUUCUGUUGACAAGCAUCACCAAAACAGAGCAUCUCAUUGUAACAGUUUAAUCACAUUAUUGUUGCUUAUAAAAAAAUAUGUUUUCUCUUUUUUUUGUUAUCUUUCAAGUAUACCUGCUGUAGUCUGAUGAGGAACAAGCUGUAGUUGGGCUAUUUAACGCAGACAUUAAUGCGGAACUACUACUGGUCAUCAGUAUGAAUGUUCAUUUGUAAGACAUGCCCUUGUUUAUUGUUAUUUCUCAUGCAAAAAUGCAGUGUCUCUUCAUUCCAUGUGAAAACAUUGAACAUGUGAGGCCUCUCUAUGCCUUCUGUCAUGUUUGAUUCCUGUGUACUCUUUAAAUAAUCUUGUUUUGUUAUAAAACAAAUGUUUUGGGAAUUCUAUAAUCUUUCAGUCAUGUUUGAUUCAUUUAUACUCAUUAACAGUUUAUCCUUGUUCUUUGUAAUAUUGUUAUGAUCAUCAACGCUGAGUAGGAUGCUCCAAUACCAGCAUGUUGUUAUUAUCACUUAACCAACCGAUAUUGUUGGUCAAAUAAAUAGUUAUGUGAUUUGAAA
Messenger RNA from Gadus morhua (Atlantic cod), 3909 nucleotides. RefSeq lists its product as uncharacterized. Gene Ontology annotation, molecular function: ubiquitin-protein transferase activity. Gene Ontology annotation, biological process: protein ubiquitination. Lineage: Eukaryota; Metazoa; Chordata; Actinopteri; Gadiformes; Gadidae. The coding region runs from base 43 to 3291 and encodes 1082 amino acids. The record is from RefSeq and is a predicted model, not a curated record. The transcript is spliced from 25 exons.